Pomacea canaliculata is the source of this 1854-nucleotide messenger RNA. RefSeq names its product diamine acetyltransferase 2-like. The transcript has 5 exons. The record is from RefSeq and is a predicted model, not a curated record. Gene Ontology annotation, molecular function: N-acetyltransferase activity. NCBI's taxonomy places the organism in Eukaryota, Metazoa, Mollusca, Gastropoda, Architaenioglossa, Ampullariidae. Bases 68 to 598 code for a protein of 176 amino acids.
CAAUGUUACUGCUGCAUGUACACAAGGGAUACUACUCUCACACAGCAAAAGAAUCGUAGGCUUAAAAAUGACAGAAAAGUACAUUAUCCGAGAGUCCACGAAGGACGAUUGUGAUCAGAUUAUGAAAAUGAUUAGGGAACUAGCUGAGUAUGAACGAUUGUCUGAUCAAGUAAAGCUAAAUGCAGAAACUCUGCAAAGAGAUUGCUUUGGAGAAGAAAAGUUCUGUCACUGUCUUGUUGCAGAAACCAUUUCGCCAGGAGAAUGCGGAGAAGAGAAACUUCUUGUAGGCUACGUGCUAUUCUAUUACAUCUAUUCCACUUUUAAAGGCCGUGCCUGCUACAUUGAGGAUGUCUAUGUUACACCAGCAUGGCGAGGCAAGGGCAUUGGCAGAGCCAUGUGGACUGAAGUUACAAAGAUUGCUGUUGCAAAGGAUUGUGUUCUUCUGCGUUGGGCAGUCUUAGAUUGGAACACUUCAGCAAUUGAUGUUUAUAAACAAUGGGGAGGACAGAAUAUGUCUGAAAAGGAAGGCUGGCUUUUCUUUCUAAUGCAUAAACAAUCAAUGGUUGAUUAUUUGGCAAAGUAUACAAGUAUAAAAUAGAUGCCACUUGUAAUUUUUUGCAUUUUACAAUCAUGACAAUCAUAUGCUCCUUUUCUUAGAACCAGUCUGGAAAAUGUUUGCAUUUUCAAUCUUUUCUUCUAAAUAUACAGAAAGUAAGAUUAUUUUGCUCUGCACACAAUGCUUAGAAUGUUUUCCAUUCAUUUUCAAGCAUUUUGGUUUGUCUUUUUUGACGAUAAAAACAAUUUAAGAAUAGAUGCAUUUAAGUAUUUGGCUUUAAUAAACAGAGUAUGCUGUCUGUGUUGUCAAGCGGUCCGGUGGCGCAAGGGUUAGCGCCUGUCACCACUCAGUGAAUGUUGUCAGCCCUGAGUUCAUUUCUCGUCUCGGGCACGCUGUUCUUUCUCUGCACGUGGCAUCUGUUUACAGGGCUGGCUGCCUGCCGUAAUAUAGCCUUAGUUGCUUACACGGCGUAAAACACCAAUUUCCCUCCCCCUCCCCCCGUGUUGUCAAAGGUGUUUUGAGUCUGAAAAUCAUGUUUGGAUAUAAAGUGGACGGAUUUUGUUUAGGUUUAUGUGUGCAAGUAAUGUUGCUAAAUUUUGAUUUGCACAUAAUGCUUAGAAUGCUUUUCAUUCAAUUUUAAACAGUUCAGUUUUUUUUUUUUUCUAUAGAAGCAGUUCAACAAUUGAUGCAUUGAAGUAUUUGGCUUUAAUAAACAGAGUAUGCUGUCUGUGUUGUCAAAGGUGUUUUGUGUCUGAAAAUUGUGUUUGGAUAUAAAGUGGAAGGAUUUCGUUUAGGCUUACGUGUGCAAGUAAUUGCUGACAGAUGUUAUUACAGACAGGAAGAUACUGCAAUUACCUAAUUUGUUUAUGGGUAAAUUAAGAAAGUACCUGAUGUUUUCUGAUCAGUGAGAGAGCAAUCACAUAUUAUGAAAACUAUCCUUUCAGCUUUAAUAUCCUCCACCUGCCCACACAUACAAAAGAACUGUUAUAAUAACCUGGGUACUUAGUACCAUACCCCAAACAAAGCUGGCAUAACUGCACAUUAUGAAAGACAAAUUUUGAACUAGGUAACAGUAAAUUAGCAUUGUACGUAGCUGGUGUUUACAUCAAUAACAGGUCGAAGGUACUUGCAUUUUGAUACUCUUACAACCUUUGUGUCAUCAAUCAUUAGAUCAGUGUUAGGUGAAGGUUAACUCUAAAAAUCAAUAAUUAAUUGUUUCUCUAAUUUUUACAAUAUUUAUAUUAAAAUACAUUUGUGAUAGAGCUGAGCAGCACAUAAGUUGUCUAGACAAAAAAAAA